Molecule: messenger RNA, 6798 nt
Organism: Triplophysa rosa
Lineage: Eukaryota; Metazoa; Chordata; Actinopteri; Cypriniformes; Nemacheilidae
Gene: cntnap2a
Product: contactin associated protein 2a
Exons: 24
Coding region: 370-4320 (1316 amino acids)
Source: RefSeq, a predicted model, not a curated record
GGAGAAGACUGUGGGACAAGCGAGCGCUGUAUGUAGUAACUUCAGCACCUGGACAGCGACCUCCGCGAAACAACCAUUACGCACAAUGCGGCUCGCUUCGCUCCACGCAACGAAAUGGCUUGAAAUACUGCGUUAAAGUCCUUUUUGUUUUGUUGCUUGAGAGACCGAUUGUUGCUCUAACAUAGUGUAUAUCAACACUGCUGAGAAGCGCAAUUGGUUAGUGCGGCGUCUCCCUUAUUUAGAGGCUUCGCUCUUUGGAUCCGCUCUUCCGGACAGCGCAGCGCUCGCUGGCUGUGGCACGAGGAGGAAAAGUAACUGUCAAGACGCGCGCGUCUCCGCUUACAUCUCAGCAGCGCGAUUUACUUGAAGAUGCAGCCACCCGCCGGGACUGGAUUGAAGCUCUUGCUGUGGAUUUUUAGCCACAUCAGCAUCUCUCAGGCUGCUUUUCCAUCUUCCCAAAAAUGUGAUGAAGCCCUGGUCACGCCGCUCCCUCAUAAUGCCUUCACCAGCUCCUCAGUGUUCACCGGUGGCUAUGCACCUGGAUAUGCCAAGCUAAAUAAAAGAGGAGGCGCUGGGGGCUGGUCUCCGCUGGACAGCGAUCAUUAUCAGUGGCUGCAGGUCGACCUGGGAAGCCGGAAACAGGUCACAGCCGUUGCCACACAGGGUCGAUAUAGCAGCUCUGAUUGGACGACGCGCUACCGACUUCUGUACAGCGACACAGGCAGGAACUGGAAACCAUAUCAUCAAGAUGGUAACAUCUGGGCAUUCACGGGUAACUCCAAUACGGAGAGCGUGGUUCGGCAUGACCUGCAAAACACAAUUGUGGCCCGUUACUUGCGUAUCAUUCCUUUAGACUGGAGUGAAGAGGGACGGAUCGGCCUCAGGUUCGAGAUCUACGGGUGCCCUUACUGGGCAGAUGUGAUUAAUUUUGAUGGGCAGGGGGUGAUCUCUUACCGCUUCAAAAUGAAGAAGAUGAAGAUUUUGAAGGACGUGAUAGCCCUGAAGUUUAAAACAUCAGAGAGUGAAGGGGUGAUUCUGCACGGAGAGGGUCAACAGGGGGACUACAUCACUCUGGAGUUGAGAAGAGGCAGACUUCUGAUCCAGAUAAACCUCGGCAGUAAUCAGUACGGCUCCAUCCUGGGCCAUACAUCUGUGACCAGCGGCAGUCUUCUGGACGACCACCAUUGGCAUUCUGUAGUAAUUGAGCGCUACAGGAGAAAUGUCAAUUUUACUCUGGAUCAGCAUACUCAGCACUUCCGCACCAACGGGGAGUUUGACCACCUUGACCUGGAUUAUGAGCUGAGUUUCGGAGGAAUGCCUUAUUCUGGGAAGCCAAUCUCUGGAGCCAGACGAAACUUCAAAGGAUGCAUGGAAAGCAUCAACUACAAUGGAGAGAACAUCACUGACCUAGCCAGAAGAAAAAAACUGGACACCUCUAGCUUCCGGAACCUGACGUUCUCCUGCGUGGACACGCACACGUUCCCCGUGUUUUUCAACGGCACCAGCUUCCUGCAGCUGCCAGGCAGAAGAGACCACAACAUGGUUUCUAUAGGUUUCCAGUUCCGAACCUGGAACCCCAGCGGCCUGCUCCUUUUUAGCUCCCUGGCAGACGGAAUGCUGGAAUUGGCUCUGAAUGAUGGAAAAGUCACAGCGCACAUCAACGUCACCCAGCAGAAAAACAUGCGUGUAGACCUUGCGUCAGGUUCUGGUCUGAAUGAUGGAGAAUGGCAUGAUGUCCGCUUCCUGGCUAAAGAGAACUUUGCCAUGCUGACCAUUGAUGGCGAUGAAGCGUCGGCUGUGAGAACCAACUCACCUGUCCAGAUCACAACAGGAAGCACGUACCACUUUGGAGGUUAUUUUUUAAGAACCAGAGCAUCUCCGUCCCAGCGCUCAUUCCAGGGCUGCAUGCAGCUCAUUCAGGUGGACGAUCAGCUGGCCGAUCUGACAGCGGUGGAGCAGGGAAGAAGUGGCGCCUUCGAGAACGUCAGCCUGGACAUGUGUGCCAUCAUUGACAGAUGUAUGCCAAACCACUGUGAACAUGGCGGUCGAUGCAGUCAGACCUGGGAUGGGUUUACGUGCAUGUGUAAUGGGACAGGGUAUUCAGGAGCCACCUGUCAUACAUCGGUUUAUGAGCAGUCCUGUGAGGCCUACAAGCACUUGGGCAGAUCAUCAGACGCCUACUGGAUUGACCCAGAUGGAAGUGGACCUUUAGGCCCCUUCAAAGUCAUCUGCAACAUGACGGAGGACAAGGUGUGGACAACUGUGGUGAAUAACCUGCCGGCACAGACGGCAGUAACAGGCUCUAGUCGGGAGAGAAGGACUGUACUUCAGCUCAACUACAGCGCCUCUAUGGAGCAGGUCACAGCUAUAACCAACAGUGCUGAACACUGUGAACAGCACAUAGCCUACGCAUGCCGAAUGUCACGACUGCUCAACACACCAGAUGGAACGCCCUACACGUGGUGGGUUGGCCGGGGGAACGAGAAACACUUUUACUGGGGCGGCUCUGCACCCGGCAUUCAGAAAUGCUUGUGCGGCAUCGAGCGCAACUGCACCGACUCCAAAUAUUACUGCAACUGCGACGCCGACCAGAAGCAGUGGAGGGAGGAUUCUGGGCUUUUAGUGUAUAAAGACCACUUACCGGUAAGCCAAGUGGCCAUCGGAGACACAAAUCGACCCGGGUCAGAGGCCAAGCUGACGGUGGGACCUCUUCGUUGCCAUGGAGACCGAAGCUACUGGAAUGCAGCGUCCUUCAACACCCCGUCCUCAUAUCUGCACUUCUCCACUUUUCAAGGAGAAACAAGUGCUGACAUCUCCUUUUACUUCAAGACCUCUGCUCCCUACGGUGUCUUCCUGGAGAACCUCGGGAACACGGAUUUCAUUCGUCUGGAGUUGAAAUCCUCUACGGUGGUGUCGUUCUCAUUCGAUGUCGGGAACGGGCCUGUGGAGCUGAACGUUCACUCUACCAGUCCUGUGAACGAUGACCAGUGGCACCGGGUGAGUGCAGAGAGGAACACGAAAGAAGCCAUUCUGACACUAGACCAGAAAUUCAAAGAGAUCCGACCUGCUCCUACGCAAGGACACACACGUCUGGAGCUCUACAGCCAGCUUUAUGUUGGUGCAGCAGGAGGUCAGAGAGGAUUUCUCGGAUGCAUCCGAUCUCUCAAGAUGAACGGGGUGACCCUUGAUUUGGAGGAGAGGGCGAAGGUCACCCCUGGAGUGAAACCCGGGUGCUCGGGUCACUGCACCAGUUUCGGGGUGUAUUGCCGUAAUGGGGGCAAGUGUGUGGAGAAAUACAAUGGCUAUUCUUGUGACUGCACCUCCACACCUUAUGAUGGACCUUCAUGUACCAAAGACGUCGGAGGUUUCUUUGAGGCAGGGACACUGGUCAGAUAUAACCUCGCACCAGACGGGGUGGCCGCAGCCUCCGGCCUGGAUGACAAGAGAAUAACUCACAGCGUUUCAACAGAUAUGAAUCUUACGCGUGCAGACCUCACCUUCAGUUUCAGUACCUCCACGUCUCCCAGCGUCCUGGUCUAUGUCAGUUCUAAAACCCAGGACUACAUGGCCGUGGUGCUUCGUCUUAAUGGCACCCUUCAGCUGCGUUACAACUUGGGUGGUCUCAGGGAACCAUUCACCAUUGAUAUUGACCAAAGGAACCUGGCCAACGGGCAGCCUCACACCUUCAACAUCUCUCGCGUGGAGAGAGACAUAGAAAUACAGCUGGAUCAUUAUCCACCGGUCAGCUACACCCUGCCUGAGGCCUCAGACAUACAGUUCAACCUGAUCAAGUCCCUUUUCCUGGGAAAGGUUUUUGAAACCGGUCACAUCGACCCAGUGAUAAUAGAAAAAUACAACACCCCGGGGUUCGUAGGCUGCCUAUCUAGAGUGCGGUUCAACGGCAUUGCUCCUUUGAAGGCUGCCCUCAGGUCCCGUGGUUCUGCGCCCGUCACACACCAGGGUAAACUUGUGGAAUCCAACUGCGGAGCGUCACCCCUCACCAUCCCGCCCAUGUCUGCUGCAACUGACCCGUGGCACCUAGAUGCAGGUGCGGAUUUCCCCUUCAAUGAGGAAAGAGUCAUACCAGAUGGGGUUAAUAGAAAUUCAGCUAUAAUAGGAGGAAUCAUUGCAGUUGUGAUCUUCACUAUUCUCUGUACCCUGGUUUUUCUGAUCCGGUACAUGUUCCGCCAUAAAGGCACCUACCACACCAACGAGGCCAAGGGAGGCGAGUCGUCCGAGUCUGCCGACGCGGCCAUUAUCGGCACUGACACCAAUUUCACAGAGACCAUCGAUGAAAGCAAGAAGGAAUGGUUCAUCUAAUGUGCCGGCUCUGAUCUGACACGAGGAGCUGGCUUAUAUAAACUUUUUCAGAAUCUUUUUUUGAUUAUCAGAUCUAACGUUUUUGAAUCAAGCUCAUCACCAGUUUGAGAAACUGUUCUGUACAUAGUGACUGGCUGGUCUCUUUUUAUUGUGUUUUUAAGUGAGUAAUCUCUGGAUUACAUGUUAAUAAAGGAUUUCACCAUGUGUUCUUUUUUUAACAGAUACAUGAUUGUUUGCCAAUAUCCUUUGUUUUAAUGAAAGUUUUGCCUAGCACUGUUUUUUUUGUUGUUAAUCUUACAAAACAUCCUUGUGUGGAAAUUGUUUUCGACAGACUGUAUAUUCAGAAUGCUCUAUGUGAAUAUGUUUAUCUCAUUCAUUGCACAAAUGACAGAUAUUUAAUUUCAAAUGACAUUAUAUUAUAUAUCAUCAGUAUUAUUACACUGAGAGGAAAAAAUUGAAGCAUGCAUCAAUAAUUGGGUCGAUUCAACUCUUUCUAUUUGCCUAAAGCCUUUGGUUUAUUGUUCGUUGCCAAACUCCUCUCGGUCUUAAGCAUUUGUUUUACUGAAGGCUUUAUCAUGGCAUAAGGAUAUUAUUUUGAGAUAUCAUUAUUGUUUAUUAUUCAGUUAUGCAGGUUGUGUGGUCAAAGCAUUGGCAUAGUGGUAUCUGGCAGUUUAACACCCAAACAUGUAUCAUCAGCAUUUGUUAUGGCAGAUGAAGAGGGUGGGGCUACUCACACCUAAUCAAAUUAAUUCAAGGUGCCUUUAAGAUUCAGCCAAUCAGCUUUCUGUUUGUUAUUUUAUCCAAUACUUCAAAUGAAAAAUCCCAACAAAUCAUGUAGAGAUGUAUUGACACACCUGUCUGAGCAUAGACUGAAAGUUCAUAGGAUUAGCAGAGUGUUUUACAAAUGUUCUUCCUGAAACCUUUGAUUUUGCAUACAUGCUACAAUAUUUGAAGCAUUUAUUAAACAUGUGCACUUGUGUUUACGUUAAAGAUGGGCAUUUUGUCAAACUGCUGUUGACAUGUCAAAAAAAAAUUCAUUAUGGUUUUGUAUAUUAUUAUUUACUUUCGAAUAUAAAAUGUGAAAUAAAAGUUAAUUUACCUGAAGAUUAUGAAUCUUCUCAGACUGGUCUUAAAAUUGAUUAUAGAAAACUGAUAUUUAGAAGUGAUGUUUAUUUGUGAUAUUGAGGUAUUGCCUAUAAGAUCUCCGUCAAGACACAGAUCAUUAAUAUUCUCUCAAAGAAAGGUUAGGCACUCAUCGGCACUUGAUGUGGUUGUGAAUGAGUUUACCAGAUCUAAAACUUAUUCUGAUGCACACAUAUAUCCAGAUGAAUAAUAAGGUGUUAUUGAAAAUUCAUGUUUUAUGUUUAAAUAUACUGUAUAUGAUUAGAAGGUUUGGAUCUGAAGUGUUCACAAUCAGAUUACGGACAAACAUACCUUAACAUGAAGUUGACUUUGGUAUUUAGAUUUACAUUUUAAGCAAAUGUACUUUUUGGGGACGUUUGGGGGUAAUGAAGGAUAGCAGAUUCAUGAGAAUGUACGUUUUGAUGUUUCCAUAUUUGAUCUUGAACAGUUUUAUAUUUUAAUAUACAAUUCUUCAUCCCUUAUUAACAUUAAGAAUUUCGAUAUUGUUAAUUGUAGGUUUAGUCAGUUAACAUUCACAAUAAAUGAAAUAUAUAUAUUUUUAUGAUGAUAUUUUGUAGAUGACAUAGCCCUUCAUUGUGUCUCAUGUGUAUUAGGGAAAGCCUAAAUAUUCAAAAUGUUUUAUGGACCUGUAGAGAAAAUGAUGUGAAUGUUCCUUGUGCUGGAGACAGAUAAAGCAUUGACAAACUGAGUUGUCACAACAUUACUUCUUUUUUGUUUUUUUGUUUUACCUUAUCAGUAUUCAUUUAUGGCAAGGUUGAUUUCACUUUGUGAAGGUGAAGUAAUGUUUUCCUAUUGAUUGUUUUCUUUUCAUGACAAAAGGUUUCUUGUAAUUUUUAUGCACAGUUAGCUGCCUCUCAAUAGGCAUAUGUAUAGAGCUUUUAUUAAAUAUAAAUACAGUUUUUGACCACAACAAUUAAAGAAAUCUUUUAAAGAAAGUAAGAGUGAUAAAUGUAAACAAUAUAUUUACUCUUCAGUAUCCCAUAAUAUGAUUGCAUUCUGCUUGUGUAUUAAACUUAUUCUUUCAACGGCAGCAUGACCACUGUAUGUGAAAUUACUGUACUUACUGUACUUUAAACUGUUGUGCAAUAGGCUAUCACAAUUGUAUUUACUCUUGGGGACAUAUUUUUUACCUUUUGUUAUGAUGUUGACAAGUCAGGAAUGAUAGUACAAUACUUUUUUAUAUUGAUAGCAACACAGUUCUCAACUGGCUGUUUAACGUGAGAUAUUUGUACUGACCUCUUUUCAUCCAUCUCAUUGUUGUGAGAGGCCUGAAUGCAAAAUAAGAGAAUUCUUCAUCAGUGUGGCUUUUCUUAUGGGAAGGGAAUAAAAAGUAUA